Molecule: messenger RNA, 3102 nt
Organism: Solanum tuberosum (potato)
Lineage: Eukaryota; Viridiplantae; Streptophyta; Magnoliopsida; Solanales; Solanaceae
Product: putative B3 domain-containing protein Os03g0621600
Exons: 6
Coding region: 1775-2911 (378 amino acids)
Molecular function (GO): DNA binding
Source: RefSeq, a predicted model, not a curated record
UUGUUACUAUUACAUGCAUAAUCAAUUGUAAAGUUUGGUUGUUAAUGUACACAUGCAUGCUUUACUUUUCAGUUGACUAUUUUAUAGUCUACCUUUAGAAAGUCUUUCAAUCUAGUAUAUUCAGUUUAGCUAGUUGUUUCAUUCAACUAUUUUACAUAACGUACAUUUCAUGUUUUGACGCCAUUUGGCGCUGCAUUUUUAAAUUAUGCAGUUUUAGAUUUUUAGGAUCUGCAACAUAUGCUUCACUAGGGUUUUUCUCCAUCAGUAUUUGAUGAGACCUCUUUACUUCUAAAGGGAUACAAUUUAUCUAGUUAUUCAAUACUUUGUAGUCAUGGCUAGUGGAGUAUUCACAUAACCGGGGAUCUUGUCCUGACACGUAUCUUUAGUUUAUUAGAGGUUUCAUAGACGAGUUAGAUGAGAAAGUUAAGUAAUUGUAUUCAGAUGUAUUCAAACACACAUCAUUAUUAUUUAGACUUUUAGAUAAAGUUGUUGAGAUGAUUUUGUUUUUAUUUAAUUAUUGUGAUGCUCAUCUAUUAUAAAGCUUUUGCGUAAGUCGUUAAGUCUUCCGCAUAGUAGUAAGCCAGUCCAAGUAUUCUCUUGGGACCAACAAUGGUUCUGAGUGCCGGCCACGUCCGGGGUGUAGGCUCAAGGUGUGACAUUUUAUAUCUCAUUUUCUUUGAAUUAGGGUCUACAGUGCAUUGCUAUUGAAUAUUUGGCACUUUUAAUCACAUUACUACACUGUUCAUUCUUUUUUUUGCCAUGAGUUAAGGCAUAAAGUUUUCUCCUUAGAGAAUAUGUAGUCCAAUCCACAUUGUUCUUAGCUACAUGUGUUUGGCUGAAAUUGUCUUUCGAUUCCAGGGUGUAUAUGUAUUUUUUCUACUCGAGAUCUUUGAAUUUAGACCUCCUUAAAUUACUAUGUAGGAAUUACCACAUAGAUGGCCACAAGAUUUAGCGAGCAGAAAGAAUACGGGAAAGAUUACUAUUUAUCUCAAAUGACCAGAUAAUACACCUAGGCCUGUCAUCUAUUGUGAGAAUUUUGUUUCUAUGGUUUUGUUAGGAAACUGACAUUAUUUACUAAAGUUUAUGGCCUUAAACCUGGAGGUGAAUGUCUAUUCCAACUUUCAAAUCGGUCAAAACAUAUGUUUACUAUACAUGGAUCCAACAAGGUAGAUGUAACUCAAACUACUUUGAGUUGAUUAUUGUGAGGCAGUUGUGAGAACAAUAAUCAACUCACAUUACAUUCUUCUCACGGCGAGGUGCUCGGCUUUUUGAAUUAAGCUCCAAUUAAUAUUAAAAACUUAAAAUAUGUAAUUGCAUAUAUAAACAUCCUAAAUCUCAAUAGCAAUAACGUAUAUCGAAGAAGAAAGAAAAAGAGAGAGGAAGACUCGCAGGUUUGCUAAAACACCAAAUAAACCCUAAUAUUGCCUUUUAAUUAUCAAAUUAGGCCUCUCUUUUUUUUUAAAAAAAAGGCGAUGCCUUUGCCACCUUGCCUCAUCGUGUCGACACUCGCCUUUUAUCGCCUUUUUAAUCUCUCCUUGCCUCGCCAGGAAUAGGCGACAAGACCUCGCCUCUAGCCAAAGGCGAUAAGACGCUCGCUUUCACAACACUGGAAGGACAAUUUCCAAAGAAAAGUGGAAGCAAAUACAACUUUUAUUACACAUCAGACAAUCAGAUUUUAGUCCACAAGUCUUUCAAAAAUCAAAACAAGAGGAAAGCAAUUGCAAAGGGGGAAUAAAUUUGUGGGAAUAUAGCAUACUUUGUACGUAGAAGAGAGAUGGUUAACCACCCCAAUGAAGCAUGUGAAUUGUGCAACCGUACGUGCUUGUUGAUACAUGGAGAAAGGGAUCCCUCACCAAUUGUUAGCUCUUUCUUCAAAGUCAUGAUCGAUGACAGUUUUCUCCAAGUUCUGUACAUUCCCCCCAGAUUUGCUCGAUUGAUAUCUCACUUGAUGGAUCAAGAAAUUGAGCUGGAGGACUCUACUGGACAGCGAUGGAAGGUGGGAAUUAGUAAUCAUAAUGGUUCACUUGCAAUUCGACAAGGAUGGCAGACCUUUUCGUCUGAGCAUGAUCUAAAAUUGGGAGACUUCUUAGUCUUCCAUUAUAUUCAGGGUCAGCACUUUGUUGUUCAAAUAUAUGGAACGAGUGGUUGUCAGAAGAUCAACUUUUACAAUGGCACUUGCACGGGGAAGGAAAGACCGAGAACUAAUUCUACAGCAACUUCUCAUGAUGAGCUGUCCACGGCAACUGACAUAAAUUUAAGGGAAAAAAAGAAUUCAACACCCUCAGUUACUGCUGUACCAGUGUCUGAUAGAGCUGGACAACUGCCAGUGACCACAAUUUUUGCAUCAAACAUUGAUGCUGACACUUUGAAAUCAGCUGAAAAUGGUGUCAAGGGUAAGAAAACAAGAGUAGAUAAGCGAGAACUGAAGCAGAUGGCAGCAAAAACGCGUUGCCCUUCUAAAAAGUUAAAUGGAAAAGAGCCAAAAAUAAUAGAGAAAGAUGGUCAAGGUUGCCCUGAGGCUGAAAUUGGUAAUAACAAAGCUAUAGAAAGCGAGCCUGCUGAUUCAGGAGACACAUCAUUUCUUGAUGCUGGCAACUUCUCAUGUUUGCUGCGAGUGGAUGGUCGAUCUUUUCUGGAAUUACCACAAAGCUGGCCAGAAGUUUUACCAAGCAGCAAAAAGAUCAGAAAGAUUAUUAUUUAUCUCAAAGGACCAGAUAAUAGAACCAGGCCUGUCAUCUAUCAUGAAGAUUUCGGUUCUAAGGUUUUGACAGGAAACUGGGCAUCAUUUACUCAAGUGUAUGGCCUAAAACUUGGAGAUGAAUGUCUAUUCCAACUUUCAAAUCUGUCAGAGCGCAUGUUUACUGUGAAGGCAACCCACAAGGUAGAUGGCACACAAACGACUUUGAGCUGAUUAUCGUGGGGCAGUUGUGAGAACAAUGUAAUGGGAGCUAUGGCGAGAUUUUACUUGAUUUAAGCAAAAUCUAUAGUGGAUAAUGACUUUAUUCAUACUGUGCUUUAUCUGUGAAUGCUAUGCUGAUACUUUCUUUUAGCAUCAUCAUCUACAUUGAAGCAAAUAAAGGGAUCAAAGUUGCAGAUUUGAAA